AAAAAACAUCAACCCUUGAAAACCCAUAGUGUUCGGUUGUCGGCCAUCUGCCGACGUUACAGCCGAAGCCACGUCAUAUUUGUGUGGUGCGGCUCUUGUUCUUUCGGCUUUUUCGUCACAAUUUUUGUUUCUCGGGGCUACAACACAUACUGGAUUAAAGGAUUGGACAGUAACGUGAAAAAACAAAUAGCUCUUUGACUGGUUUAUACGGGGAAAUUUUCGAUUGUGCAGGAAGAGUAAAAAUAAGACGGACACGGAAGUCUCAAAAACCAACCAAGAACUAUGAAUAUAUUGCGUUUACUCGGAGAUUUGUCGCAUUUACUCGCGAUAUUUGUUCUCCUAGCUAAAAUAUGGAAGACAAGAAGCUGUGCCGGUAUAAGCGGCAAGUCGCAAAUUCUUUUUGCCAUAGUAUAUACCACAAGGUAUCUGGAUCUACUAACAACAUAUAUAUCAGCUUACAAUUCAUUCAUGAAAAUUGUGUUCCUAGCGGCUUCUUAUGCCACUAUAUACCUCAUGUAUGUCAAAUUCAAGGCUACUUAUGAUCAUAAUCAUGAUACAUUCAGAAUCGAAUUCCUAAUAAUCCCAGCAGUAGUAUUGUCGUUUCUCAUAAAUCACGAGUAUUCCGUGCUUGAGAUAUUGUGGACAUUCAGCAUUUAUCUGGAAUCCGUGGCAAUUUUACCGCAAUUAUUUUUGGUAUCGAAAACCGGAGAGGCCGAAAGCAUCACGAGUCAUUAUUUGUUCGCCCUUGGCUCGUAUCGUGGUCUUUAUGUUCUCAACUGGGUUUACCGUUAUUAUUCCGAGAAUCAUUAUGAUCUGAUAGCAAUUGUGGCUGGUCUUGUGCAGACCGUUCUUUACUGUGACUUUUUCUACUUAUACAUCACCAAAGUACUCAGAGGCAACAAAUUGCAGUUACCAGCUUAAUUUGCGACUUUCGUUAUUUAAAAAACGAGAGAAAAAGAGAGCGAGAGAUGUAGAUCGAAGCGUAAAAAAGAAAAGUGAAUGCAAAAAAAGAUUUGUGAGCAAAGUAAGACGAAACAGCAGGGAUAAAGAGCUUGGAAGAUAACAAUUGCACCGACUCUACAAGUGUGAAUAAAGUGAGAAUGGGAGAAUGCGAGAUAAAUCAUAUAAUAAAUAUACAGAGGAUUCAUACAAAUAACAAACGCGCCAUCGACGAGUAUUUCAAGUGUGGAGAGGGUGAUAAAGAAGAGAUCGUUAAUUCAGACGCGCACAAAAAGGAAACUCAAUUUGAGAUACUUUCCUUUGCAUAUAGCAUUCUCUUGAUUAGCGCCCUAUCGGUUAAAUAGCUCAUUUAAAAUGUCGUUUCCCGUUUUUUUUUCUCCUAAUCCACGUAAAAUAAUUCUACUCCUUUUUUCGUUAUUUGGCCUCUUGCCCUGAACGCCGCCCCCAUCCUCUCAUCGAGCUAAAACCUUUUUGUACAUUUUUUUAUAGGUAAAGCUCCACUGGAAUGACUGAAAACCUCAUUUUUGAACGACCUCAUCCAAAGUUUAACAAAAAGCUGAUAAUCGCAGAUAAAACGAUUUUGAUUCCAUAAUUUAUCUUAAAAAACUUCGUUUGUCUUGAAGAGUUGAAUACGUUGAAUAUUCACUUAUCGAGAUACACAAUUUGGAUAUGUAAAUCAAUAACGGAUUUCUUCCGUAUUAUGUGACGAUGCGUUUUUGAACGAAUGUAAAAACAAGGAUAAAUAUUAUAUACGUUUUUAUCGGUAAACGUGAUUGCGUUAUAACAAGGAUAAAUUAACGAGAUCAUGGAACAAAUGUAGAUGUAUAAAAAAAAAUUCUACCAGAUUGAGUUCUACAAAAGUGAUCCGUUCCUUCUGAUUUUUCCCUUACAACCCGAAUAGAACGGAUCUAUUAUAUAUUAAAUUGUACUAUGCUUAAUAAUUGAUAAGAGGAAAUGAAAAAUA
This is a messenger RNA of Venturia canescens, 1924 nucleotides long. It is a transcript of the gene KdelR, whose product is annotated as ER lumen protein-retaining receptor. Gene Ontology annotation, cellular component: membrane; cis-Golgi network; endoplasmic reticulum. Lineage: Eukaryota; Metazoa; Arthropoda; Insecta; Hymenoptera; Ichneumonidae. The transcript has 3 exons. The coding region runs from base 283 to 921 and encodes 212 amino acids. Gene Ontology annotation, molecular function: ER lumen protein retrieval receptor activity. The record is from RefSeq and is a predicted model, not a curated record. Gene Ontology annotation, biological process: protein retention in ER lumen; endoplasmic reticulum to Golgi vesicle-mediated transport.